AAUCAAUGGGAUUAUUUAAGCAUGUAUCAUUGGAGUCCGCCCCGAGAUGCCGACUUUGCUGCAGAAAAGAUACUCUCGCUCCCCACCCCCUCCUUUCUUUUUGACAGUCAGUUAAUAAAGACUCAACAAUAAGCAGCUGCCAGUGAUGUCAUUUGGGACUUUGUCCACGGAGCUUGUAUUUACAAGCUCGGAGCAACCACGGAGCCGCAGCCCGGGGAGCAAGUCUCCGCAAACUUGCUCCGAAUUCGCUGCAGGACUUUGCUGCUGCUUUGGAUGUGCAGGAAAACUGAGCGUGUUCUCUUGGUGCGGCCUUUUAACGCUUCAAAAAUAAACAGAGGAUAAACUUGGGAGGAAAUUUUUAGCUGGAGAGAGCCGUGGCUGUGUCUGUCUCCAGGACUGUGAUAUGUAUUGACUGAAGAGCUAACUACAAUGACCCUGGAAACAGAAGGGGAAUUCUUAUAAAUCACAAAGGAAAAUAAAUAACUUCACCCAUGGAGGGAAAGAGACAGCUUGAGAAAAGGGACUUUGGAAAAAGGCUGUCUCUAGACAGCAGUCUUGUGGAAUACAUGGACUCCAAUAAAUACAUUGAGCAUCUUCUAACUCAGCUCGAGGAACAACACAGAAGUCUAUGGAGGACUCCUGAAGGGUUGGGAGCUUCUGAUGGGGGUGCCGCGGAGGGGCGGGGAGGGGGAGAAGGUGGGGGGCGGGAAUCUGCGGGCCGGAGCCGCCCGGUAGGAGCGCACUGCGCAGCCCCGCCAGGCGCUCCAGGGCAGCUCUUUAACGCGCCUCAGGGAGGAAAGUGGCACGCAGACCCGAGGGGCCUCCCGGAACGCGGGCGAAACGUCCCAUUGCUGGGAGGGCGCGGAGACACCCAGAGGCAGGCGCGGGGAGACCAGUGGAACACAACAAAGCGGAAGAGCUCCUGGGAGCGCGCGGUGUCCCGGCUGCCGUGGGCUGUGCGGCGUGCGUGGCCCGGGCCACCUCUGCGCGCUCCGGACCUGGCAAGUUUGUCAACUCCGGGUUCUGCGGCCAACGCCUGGCUGCCCCCCGAAGUGACAGCACUGCAGGGUCGGCCCCCAGGGAGGGUGGCACCCACCCCGCCCCCGCCCCGCUGCAAAAUGCUCCAGCACAGGCCAGGUAAGGAGACGCUAGCCCUCGCCCCUCGCAGGCGCGCCCCCUGCGCCCGAAGCCCGGGCCUGUCCACUGGCCUUUCAGCUCCGUCCUUCCUAUUGGUGCCCAAGGGCUCCCUGCAUCCGUGCCCGCUCCUGUGCUCUCAUGGGUCUACCUCUGCCCUCCACCUCCCUCUCCGUUGCCCUUCGUUCCCACCUUACCGGAUCCCGACGGCAGGGGGAGAAGCCAGUGGCUUGGUCCGCUACCUGGGCUGGCCCCUGCAGGGCACGCCCGCCUCUACCUGGUACCCGUCCCCCUCCCCCAUCACCAGUGGAUUCCCGACCCUGUCUGCCAAGCUCACAGCCUCUAGCCUUGACCGCCCCCUCCCUUGCUGCUGCCGCCCCAGCUCGCCAGGAGUGAGGAGUGUGUGCCCUGUUGCUACUGGCAACUACCAGUGCCGAAAGCUCAGCCCCCAAAGCAGCUUAAUGCUGAUUGAUGGGCAGAAAUACGAUAUUUUCUGGAGCUUAGCAGCCGCUGAUGCAGAGGCCCUCCCUACCGCUGGAGCCCUGCAGACCGCCCAGCCUCCUCCUGUAAGCUAUCCUGAACUAGGGCAGAUUUUCAGGACUAAUGGAAAUACCUGCCCCAACCUGUACCACCACGCCCUGCCCUCCCCAAUACUGAUUGCAAAGGGCCAGAUUUCAUUACUGAAGGAAUUAUCUUUAGAAGAACUUUUUCUGCAGUAUUUCUUUUCAGCACCACAGUGGACAACUGUCCACCACUCUUCAGGAAGCCCCCACAGAAGAGCAAACAGUCAACUCUCUUGUGUCCCUGGCUUCUGCCAGAUCCCUGCCUUUGCCCUGUCUGUACCUGAGAUGUCUGCCUGCCAGGUGUCACAGUACAUCUGUGUUUUAUCACAGAAAACAGGGCAGCAUGUUGGUGCUGUCAAUUCUUUUGCUCCCUCAGAGGCCAUGCCUCCAUUCCCAAAUGUAUCCAAGCAGGAGAACUGUUUCUCUGCCUGUGACCCAGGGGAGCCUCAGACCACACUGCCCACUUCUGGGUCUCCACCUUCCUUCCCCACCGGAGUACCACCAAGCCCACCAGGCACAACCCUGGCAAUGCAUGAGAAGCUGAUGCAUGAAUUGGAAGAGGAGAGACACUUACGUCUUCAGAGUGAGAAGCGGUUGCAGGAGGUGACACUGGAGUCUGAGCGCAACCGAGUUCAGAUGCGUGGUCUGCAGCAACAAUUCUCUAGGAUGGAAGAAACAGUGCGAAAUCUAUUGCAGAGUCAAGGGCCUCCAGAGCAGAAAAAAGAAGAAACUGUUAAUAUAAUGGUCUAUCAGGAAAAACUGUCAGAGGAAGAGAGAAAACACAAGGAAGCUUUGGAAGGUCUUCACAUGGUGGUGGAUGAGGAUUCGAGGAGCGAAAGUAGCAGUGUCGACGAUGGGAAAGAAAACACCAAACUGCUGUUGGAAAGAUUGAAAGCUCUAGAGGCAGAGAAUUCAGCAUUGGCUUUGGAAAAUGAAAAUCAAAGGGAACAGUAUGAGAGAUGUCUUGAUGAGGUAGCCAACCAAGUUGUGCAAGCUCUGCUCACUCAAAAGGAUCUAAGGGAGGAAUGUGUAAAGUUGAAAACAAGAGUGUUUGAUUUAGAACAACAGAAUCGAACGUUAAGCAUCCUGUUCCAACAGCGAAUCAGACCAACUUCUGAUCUGCUCCUUCAGAAACUUCACUCACGCAUCUUAGAUCUUUCAUCUGGAGAUUUGCUCUCAGACGUGGAAAGAAGCCGAAGUCUGACGCAGUCACGAACUGAUGUUGAGAUUCAUGAAUGCCAGCCAAAUGCAAAAUCAGGAGCCCCUGCUUUGAAAUGCCCUGGUUUGGGGAUCGUCAUCCCUGGUCAUCUCUGUCCUCGAAACAGCUGCAGCAGCAGUGAGCUGUCUCUUUCGAGCACCUGCAGUGAGAACUCCAGCGGCUCCUCCCACACAUGGCAUGAUGGAAAGAACCUCAGGAAAAGGAAAUCAUCACAAAACUGGGAUAAAAGGCUAAGUAUUGACUCUUCGCUCCCAAGUGGCUUCGCUAGUCCGACAGAUGAACUACCUCCCACUCGUAUCAAGGAAAGUCACAUUUUGGAAGGACUAAGAAAGCUACAGAAGCGAAAGGUGUUACUUGAACCCCCGUCAGUGAUAACAAAAUGGGGUUAUAAAGAUUGCAUGAACUCAAAUGAAGGAAUAUAUUCUCCAGGAAUUAAGAGUAGCAGCAUCAAGGGGUAUCCCCCCUGCAAACCAACUGACACGAGGAGCCCCAGCAAGGAGCCUCACGAGACAUUUGUCUAUGACACAGAUUCCCAUGAUGAUGCUGAUGAGGACUCUUCCUCCUUAGCCUUGCUCCAGGCAGCUCCAAACCAGAGCUGCAGGCUGCACAGUCAUAAAUUAACCCACAGUGUUUCUGACAGCCUAUUUGGCUGGGAGCUGAAUAGAAAACACUUUACAGAAGGUAUGUCCUCAGUUUACCCCAGGGAAAGUCCUGAGAAUCAGACCAGUUGUGCCAGCAACUGCCCCUUGGAGAGGAUGCUGUGCCCAAGUGUGCAGGCGCCUCAAGUACAGAGAGAGAGGGAGCCACGCGGUCAGGGCCAUGUGGCUCUCAGUCUACAGCUUUCAGACACCGAUGACAAUGAAGCCUUUGAUGAAUUGCACAUUGGUAGCAGUGACGAGAAAAGCCAUUCAGACUUGUCACUGACUGCUGACACUGACAGAUCCAUGGAGAAUCUGGACAUCCUUAUGGGAUUUGGAAAAUCUCAACUGGGGUCUCCUGAUGAGGAGGAAAAACAAGUGCCCAUCCCCUUAGAGAGUAGACCAAAGACGUUUAGCUUCAUUAAGCAGCAAAGGGUUGUAAAAAGGACUUCUUCAGAAGAAUGCAUUACCGUCAUAUUUGACGCGGAAGAUGGCGAGCCCAUUGAAUUCAGCUCUCACCAGACUGGCUUUGUCACUGUUACCAGAAAUGAAAUUUCUAUCAAUUCGGCCCCUACUGGACCCAAGGCAGAACACACUGAAAUUUUACCUCAGGGAAUGGCUCAUUUACAGCCAGGAGCUGCAGCAAGAGACUACACUUUCUUGAACAGACCUGAAGAGCAAACUGAGAAAAACAUUCCAAAAGAUGACAUAGAUAAUGUUACUGUGGCACCCACUGACUCUUUCAGCCCCAGGACAGUCACACAAAAUACUCAGCGACCAAGACCAGCCAAACCAACACUCACUGUGUCAUGCCAGAGUAAUUCUAGGUCUUCAGUGUCCAUGGGUAUCUAUCAAAAACAAAGUCUGACAAAAAUCCCUGCCAGGGGCAAGUCUUCACCUCAGAAAUCAAAAAUGAUAGAGCCUGAACUCUCCUCAAGAGUGCCCUCAUCGGGCCCAGUGUCUCUUGAAAAAUCACCAGCCUUAGCUCCUGGGAAGCUCUCACGGUUCAAGAAGACUGAGGGCCCAGCACCCCUUUUUGAUUUGCAGCCAGAUUCACACAUUCCAAAACACCCUGGCCAACUUCCUCAUGGCUCCAAAAUGUCCAGCAGAAAGGAUUGGGUUCAGUGCUCCAAGAGUCAGAUUCCAGCAUCACAGUUACUGCCAAGGCCCCUCAAUGAGCCAGGUGACAAUGGAGAACCCCCGACAAGGGACAAACACUGUGACCCUGGGCCAGAGGCAGGGAUGAAAUCACCUCCCCCCCCACCCCCUCCAGACAGGUCAGGCUCCCUUCUCAUCAGGCCCAGUUAUGACUAUUUGCCACCACCCUCAUCUGCCAAGCCUGACACCAGGGUCCCCAAUGAAACAGCAAGGACCAUAUUCAAAUCCCCACCUCUGAAGGGAUCCUCUGCUCCUAUUAUCUCUUCUAAUCAGAUCAUGACAGAAGUGCCAGGGAAGAAACCUUCUGUGGCCUUCAAAAAGCCUAUCUUCACUCACCCUCUGCCCUCCACAGAAAGAGUGAUUCAAACCAGAUGUUCCACUCAUACCCCAAGCAGCUCAUUUGCUGUGAUGGCCCCAGGGCCCCUAAAGGUCUCUCCAAAGAGAGGUGUCCCCAGAACCCCACCUCACCAAACGCUUGGGAUCACACAAGCAGACACAGGGUUACGGACUCCCAAGAAUUGUCCUUCAGGCCCUGAGCCACUGGAAAUAUCAUCCCCCAAAAGUGUGUCCCCAGGAAGAAAAGGACAAAUGAAUGACUGUGUCCCCACCUCACCCAAGCCUGCCUUCUUAGGGGCGAAUGAAUCACCAUCAUCUCAGGGUAACAGUCACUCAUCAUCACCCUCCUCCAAAAGCCAUAACACCCCACAUGGUUGUCAAAGCGCUCAUGAGAAAGGGCUGAAAACUCGCCUCCCGGUUGGGCUCAGAGUCCUCAUGAAAUCUCCCCAAUUGCUCAGGAAAAGUUCUACAGUGCCAGGGAAACAUGAAAAAGACAGUCUGAAUGAAGCCUCUAAAAGCUCUGUGGCUGUGAGCAAGGCUAAGCCAGAGGAUGCUGGGAAUCCAGUGAGCAUGGAGACCACAGUGGGAGAAAGAACUGUGACUCCACUGUGUUUUCAGGCACAAGGCAAUUUGGCUGAAGGGCUUCCCCUGGAAACGGCAAUGCCAGAGUCAUUGGAUAAUAGCACCCUUGAGGCUGAUGGAAAAGAUGGGGUAGAAAACAGGGCUGUGAAAAGAUCCCUUUCCUCCAAUAAGCCACACUUAAAACCGGCUCUAGGCAUGAAUGGAGCCAAAGCCCGCAGCCAGAGUUUCAGUGCUCACUCGGGUGACAAGCCCCCUACUCCCCCCAUGGAAGGGCCAGGCAAAGUUCGAACUCAGAUUAUUACCAACACUGCUGAGAGAGGCAACUCCCUCACUCGACAGAGCUCCUCCGCGGAAGUCUCGCCCAACAAGACCCCUUCUGCUCCCAUGUCUGACAGUCUCCCCGGUGUGGGGAGGCCUCUGGGACAUCUCUCCACCAGGCAAGCCUCCCUAGGGAGUGCAGGCAGCAGCCCCAGUAACCAGCAUGGGAGCCCAAGCAAGUUGCCUUUGAGGGUCCCUCCAACAUCUGAAGGGCUCCUUGUCCCCUGUGGAAUGGAAGACAAGCAGGGCUAUGCAGAGGGAGGAUGUCCCACCAUGGCUGUCCCUGAGGAACCAAACAGUGACCACUACACAUGCCCACCCACCCCAGCAGAUUGCCCACGAGCCCCGCAGAAUCCGGGGAGGACAGAGCGUCCACACAGUUUUGAAACAAGCAGGACCUCCAAGCUAGAAACUUCUGGAAUGUGUCCAGAUACUUCUACAACCAGGACUGGUGCUGUGAGCCCCGAAGCCCCCCUCUCACCCACAAUUGAAGAAAAGGUCAUGUUGUGCAUUCAGGAAAACGUGGAAAAGGGCCAAGUGCAAACAAAGUCCCCCUCUGUGGAAGCGAAGCCAAAGCCGGGGCCUUCUUUAGCCAGCUGGUUUGGUUUUCGGAGGAGUCGACUUCCAGCUCUCAGUAGCAAGAAAAUGGAUGUCUCCAAAACCAAAGUGGAAAAAAAGGAUGCAAAAGGUUUGGGGUUUGGAAACAAACAGCUAAAAUCGGAGAGAAAAAAAGAGAAAAAGAAGCCUGAGCUGCAGUGUAAAAUGGAAAAUGAGCUUGCCAGGAACACUAGGUUGGCACAGAGUCCAGACAGUAGUUUACAAAGCAAAAAUACUUUGAAGACCCCACAAGACGUCUAUGACCAAACGAAGUUUGAACCAAGAAGUAGACCCAGCCCUGUCACAUGUUCAACGAAAGAUACAUUUAUGACGGAACUUUUGAACAGAGUUGAUAAGAAAGCCGCUCAACAGACAGAAAGUGGAUCAAAUAAUGUUUCCUGCAGGAGUGUGUUAAAGGGCAGCUCCCAGGGUUCCUGCCUCACCAGCAGCUCUACGAGCACUCAAGGAAACCACAAGAAAAACAUCAAAACCAAAGCCGAUGUGGAAAUACCGAAAAGCUCCCUGAUAAAAGAAGCAAGCAGAGACCUGCAAGAGGAUGAAGAUGUGAUUGCGGAGCCCACAUUUCAGAGCCACAUCAUAGAAUCAAACUGCCUGAUGAGGACACUGGACAGUGGGAUCGGAACCUUCCCACUCCCAGACUCUGGAAAUCGCUCCACAGGGCGGUACAUAUGCCACCCAGACUCCCCAGAGGACACCGAACCCAUCCUGCCUCUCCAGCCAACACUUUGUGCAGCUUCCUCUAUCAGAGCUCAGACCCUUGAACGAGAAGUGCCUUCCUCUGCAGACAGCCACGUCUCUGCAGAUAAUGCCAUUGUUCAUUCCACAUCCGACCCCAUCAUGACCACCAGGGGGAUGCGUCCUCUUGAAAGUCGCCUCCCCAAACCAGCCUCCUCAGGAAAAAUCAAUUCCCAAAAGCAGAAUGAAGCAGAGCCAAGGCCUCAGACCUGCUCGUCAUUUGAAUAUGCUGAAAACACAAUGGCAACUGAGCAGCUUCCAGACUGGGGCUGUGCAGCCCCCACGGCUGAGACCCAGGACAAGGUACCCAGAAUGUGUGCGUACUCUGCCAGUGGUGGCAGUGAUAGUGACAGUGACCUGCACUAUGGAAAUAAUGGUUUUGGAGCUGGAAGGGGCAAGUUAGUGAAAGCAAUGAAGAGCGCCACCCAAGAAAUUGAAACAAGUUGAAGAAACAAAAGAAGAUCCUGAGAAUAGAUUAUCUAAAAUUUCCCUGGAGUCAUUCAAUAAAUAUAACAGCAAAACUAUGAUUUUGUUAGAAAGAG
Molecule: messenger RNA, 7843 nt
Organism: Panthera uncia (snow leopard)
Lineage: Eukaryota; Metazoa; Chordata; Mammalia; Carnivora; Felidae
Gene: NCKAP5
Product: NCK associated protein 5
Exons: 24
Coding region: 492-7748 (2418 amino acids)
Biological process (GO): microtubule depolymerization; microtubule bundle formation
Cellular component (GO): microtubule plus-end
Source: RefSeq, a predicted model, not a curated record